ACUCAGAAUUGGCGCUUGGACUUUGACUGCUUUACAGCCUCGUAGUUUUGGAUUAUCGAGGAUCGUUUUCUUCCUUCUUUUUGCGACAAUAUCUCGGAUGAACUGAGAUACUGUAAUCCCCAGUUACUCGAAACUUCCUUUCCUAAAGAUAUUGGACGCUCUGGUGGACUAUUAGGUAUUUUGGGUCAUGGUCAUUUAUCGAUGACAAGAUUGGACAUUAUCAUGGACAAAUGGCAAAAAACGUUCCUGUGUUUGACAUUAUUGUCAUACCUACAUACUGCUUCAUCGCAAACACAUGAAGUGGUGUGUACCGGGACCCAGAACAGCCUGAGCUCCACCGGCUCUCAGGAGAAGCAGUACAACAUGUUCAAGGACCGAUAUGAGGGCUGCCGCAUCAUCAUGGGCAACCUGGAGAUCAUCCAGAUGGACACGAACCGCAACUUCUCAUUCCUGAAGACCAUCCGUGAGGUGACUGGCUACGUCCUCAUCGCCAUGAACCUGGUGGAUUACAUUCCCCUGGACCAGCUGCGGGUCAUCCGCGGGAACACACUGUACGACAAGCGCUUCGCCCUCUCCGUCUUCUUCAACUACCCCAAGGACGGCUCCACCGGGCUGACACACCUGGGGCUGACCCAGCUGACAGAGAUCCUUGCUGGAGGCGUGCAGAUCAUCAACAACAAGUACCUGCGCUAUGGGCCGGGGGUGUCCUGGCAGGACAUUGUGACGGACAGCAGCGCCACGAUCGUGGUCGACAUGAAUGGGGAGAGAGGGCCCUGUCACCCGUCCUGUGGGCCCUUCUGCUGGGGGCCCGGCAGCGACCAGUGCCAGAUCUUGACUAAGACGGUGUGCGCGCCGCAGUGCAACGGCCGCUGCUUCGGCCGCAGUCCGAGGGACUGCUGCCAUGAAGAGUGUGCGGUGGGAUGCACAGGGCCUAGCGAUGUCAACUGCUUAGCGUGCCGGCACUUCAAUGACUCAGGAGCCUGUGUGCCCCAGUGCCCCCUGGCUUUAAUCUACAACAAGAAGACCUUUCAAAUGGAGAACAACCGCAACACCAAAUACCAGUAUGGAUCCAUCUGCGUCUCACAGUGUCCCACUCACUUCGUGGUGGACGACAGUUCAUGUGUGAGCGGCUGCCCCCCGGACAAGACAGAGGUUGAGCGGGAGGGCCAUAGACAGUGUGAGGCCUGCAGCGGGCUGUGUCCAAAAGCCUGUGAAGGCACCGGCGCUGAGCACCGCCAGACGGUGGACUCCAGCAACAUCGACAGCUUCAUCAACUGCACCAAGAUCCAAGGCAGCCUCCACUUCCUGAUCACAGGGUUCCUUGGAGACGACUAUAAAAAUAUUCCACCCUUGGAUGCAAAGAAGCUGGAGGUGUUCCGCACUGUGAGAGAGAUAACAGAUGUCCUCAACAUCCAGUACUGGCCCAAAGAGCUGAACGAUCUUUCAGUUUUCUCCAGUCUGACCACCAUUCAGGGCAGGUCACUCCACAAGAGUUUCUCCCUGGGGGUGAUGCAUAUCCCAACCCUCACCUCUCUGGGGCUGCGAUCGCUACGUGAGAUCAACGACGGCAGCGUGUUCAUCAGUCAGAACGCCAACCUCUGCUACCACCACACCGUCAACUGGACCCACCUGCUGCACGGACGCAACAACCGUCCCAACGAAAUCAAGCUCAACAAACCUCUGGAGCAGUGUGUGGCCGAGGGCCGGGUGUGUGACCCCCUGUGUUCGGAGGCCGGCUGCUGGGGCCCGGGGCCCGACCAGUGUGUCUCCUGUAGGAACUACAGCCGCGGUGGCGUCUGUGUUGCCAGCUGCCAUUUCUACACCGGAGAAGUGAGGGAGAUCGCGGGGUCCAACGGCGAGUGCGUCGCGUGUCACCCAGAGUGCCAGCUGCAGGAGGGACGGUUCAGCUGUACUGGGCCGGGACCAGAUAAGUGUGUGACAUGUGCCAGACUGAGGGACGGCCCCUACUGCGUGCCCUCGUGUCCAAGUGGAUUGACAGACGGACAGAAGGGGGUCAUCUUCAAGUACCCCAACAAGGAGGGUGCUUGUGAGCCCUGCCACCUCAACUGUACCCAAGGAUGCAUUGGCCCUGGGCUGGAUGACUGUUCGGAGACUGCACUCCUAGCCAGUAAAAAUAGACAGACCACAGGCAUCGCAUUGGGGGUCCCGGCCGGCCUGAUAGUGUGCUUGGCGCUGUUCCUGCUGGGGUUGCUGUACCACAGAGGACUUGCCAUCCGUAGCAAGAGAGCCAUGAGGAGGUACCUAGAGAGUGGCGAGAGUUUUGAGCCGCUGGGUCCUGGAGAGAAGGGGACUAAAGUCUACGCACGGAUCCUCAGAGCUUCUGAGCUGAAGAAGAUCAAGGGCCUUGGAACUGGAGUUUUUGGUAAAAUGCACAAGGGAUGUUGGACUCCUGAGGGAGAAACGGUAAAGAUUCCUGUCGCCAUCAAGACCAUUGAGGACAGCUCUGGGCGACAGACCUUCAAUGACAUCACUGAUCACAUGCUGUCUAUGGGCAGCCUGGACCACCCAUAUAUAGUCAGGCUGUUAGGUGUUUGUCCAGGUUCCAGUCUUCAACUGGUCACCCAGUUCAGCUCCCAGGGGUCUUUGCUGGAGCACAUCAGGCACCACAGAGACAGCCUUGAUCCCCAGAGACUGCUCAACUGGUGUGUGCAGAUUGCAAAAGGUAUGUUCUACCUGGAGGAACACGGCAUGGUCCACAGAAACCUAGCCGCACGCAACGUUCUGCUGAAGAACGAUUACCAGGUCCAGAUCUCAGACUACGGUGUGGCAGACCUUCUCCAUCCCGACGAGAAAAAAUAUGUAUACAGUGAAACAAAGACACCCAUAAAAUGGAUGGCGCUGGAAAGUAUUUUAUUUCGACGAUACACCCAUCAGAGUGAUGUGUGGAGUUAUGGGGUGACGGUGUGGGAGAUGAUGUCCUUCGGAGCUGAGCCCUACGCCUCGACCCCGCCCCACGACCUGCUCAGUCUGUUGGAGAAGGGCGAGCGCCUGUCCCAGCCACAGAUCUGCACCAUAGAUGUGUACAUGUUCAUGGUCAAGUGCUGGAUGAUCGAUGAAAACAUACGGCCGACUUUCAAAGAGCUGGCCAGUGACUUCACACGUAUGGCAAGAGAUCCGCGUAGAUUCCUCGUCAUGAAGUCAGAGGGAGAGGACGGAGGGGUGGUGGAGCUGCACCACCGGGAGUCGGAGAGGGGUCUGGUGGAGGCCGAGCUGGAGGAGCAGGAGCUGCAGGACAUGGAGGACAUGGAGGACGGCAUGGCCACGCCUCCACUCAGCUUCUCUCCACCACGCAGUCUGUCCCGUCCCAGGAUAAACUCUCACAGGAGCUGCUCAUCUCAAGGUGGACCAGUGGGGUAUCUGCCUAUGGCCCCCAGAACAGGAGAAAAGCGUCGACCCCAAAGGUCCCGUCUGACCUCGGCGUGCACCAUAUCUGAGGGUCUGGGGGGCCGGAGGAGAGACCCAGAGGAGGGGGAGCUCCAGGAGGGCAUCCCACUGACGGGCAGCCUUCACAGGCCCAGACGGGUUAUGAGUGCACGGGCCGGUUCACACACGUCCAUGGGUCUGGUACCCAGGAAGCUCUCCACCGCCUCGGAGCCGUCUGCCCAUAGAGCACCGACCGAGGACGAGGAGGACGAAGAGGAGGUCGACCACUACGGCUACGUCCUACCGGGUUCGCCCUGUAGCGGUUCGGGAAGAGUAACAAGACUCAGUCACACUGGUGGCAGAAACUCAAACUCGACCAGGGGUCAACUGUCUCCGUUGGCGAACCCUCCAGAUUCUCCCCAAGACUAUGAGGUGAUGAACCAACAGCUUAACUCCCCUGGAGAACCUUCUUUGCAAACCCCGGCCUCCACACCUUUACCCAUAGCGGGGGGCGAGGGUCACAGGACCACUACAACACCUCAAGGCUCUGUGGUGGAGGAACCCCGGCCAGUGGAGGUCUGCGUGGUAGCUGUGGCCGAUCAAAGGAACUCACUGGAGAACCAUGUUCCGUCCGGUGAACAUCCAGAGAGUAGGACACCACGUGAGGCAGAGGAGCCAGGAGAGGCACAUCGAGAAGCUGGAGAAUAUGAAGACAUGGACGUUUUAUCAGGCUCUCAUGCCCAAGGCCAAGACACUGUUGUGACUGAUAGACAUAGCAGUCAGACACGUUGUGCGACUCAAGCAGCAAUGGAGACUGGGGAGACGGUGGAGAAGGAGGCGACGCCGAAAGAGCUGCUAUCAUUGAAGAUACUGAGAAAACCAAGACAGGAGGAAGUGUGUGAUGUGGAGUCCCUCUCUGCAAACCAGCAAGCAAGACUAGUGGAGAAGCUCAACGGCAUGACGGGAACUGGUACACUGUCAGCGAGGGUAGCUAGAACAGCCCAGGAGUAUGAGGAGAUGGACGGGUUUCCCGAGAGGUCGCAUGGGUGUGAGCAGCCAGAGUACCAGAACCUCCCGGCGAAGGGGCUGGAUGUGACUCAGGAGAUGGGCAGCAGCAUGUGUGCAUCGUUUGACAACCCAGACUAUUGGCACAGCAGACUGUUUCUAAAGCCAGAUGCUAUACGUACCUAAUAAUGUAGAGUGACGCACAAGAUUUGGAAAAGAUUAGAUCUGUUGUAAAUAAAUACAUCACAGUUGCAUUAACUCUAAAACCUGAAAAAAAGGUAUGUCUGAUUAUAGUGCUUGGUAUAGUGCUGUUGCAAUGUAUAAUUGUUCAUGAAGCAUAAAUUUGGCUGAGCCAAUGUGGAAUUCACAUUGGCUUAGGCCAAUGUGAAUUAAGAUGAAUCAUUGAUUUUUUAUUAACUUGAAUUCCAACUAUGAACAGUUAUAGUAUUGUGUAAUAAUUACCAACAAAUAUGGCCCUCAAUGUUAUUUGCAUUGACCUGAAGUAUUCCAAUGUUGCUGUGUUGAUCAAAUAUAUAUAUAUAUUUUGUAUACGUUAUAUGUACUAUAAUAAAUCUUGUGCAACAACAAAGAUGUUCUCA
Molecule: messenger RNA, 4988 nt
Organism: Gadus chalcogrammus (walleye pollock)
Lineage: Eukaryota; Metazoa; Chordata; Actinopteri; Gadiformes; Gadidae
Gene: erbb3b
Product: erb-b2 receptor tyrosine kinase 3b
Exons: 28
Coding region: 202-4575 (1457 amino acids)
Biological process (GO): nervous system development; protein phosphorylation; positive regulation of kinase activity
Cellular component (GO): basal plasma membrane; signaling receptor complex
Molecular function (GO): ATP binding; neuregulin receptor activity; protein tyrosine kinase activity
Source: RefSeq, a predicted model, not a curated record